AUGGCGGCCGAGGAGCCGGCGGAGGAGCCUGCGGAGGAGCUGGCGCACGCCGAGGUGCUGGAGCUGUUCCAGGAGGCGCUGGCGCGGCUGGUGCAGGACCCGCUGCUCUGCGACCUCCCGCCGCAGGUGACGGCGGAGGAGAUCGGCUCGCAGGUGGCCCUGGAGUACGGGCAGGCCAUGACGGUGCGGGUGUGCAAGGCGGACGGCGAGACCGUGCCCGUGGUGGUGGUGCAGAACGCCUCGGUGCUGGAGCUAAAGAAGGCGCUGCGGCGGCACAUCCAGCUGCGGCAGGCCCGGCAGGGCGGUGUUCAGCACCUCAGCUGGAAGUACAUAUGGAGGACGUACCACCUCACGUACGCUGGAGAGAAGCUGGCGGAUGACAGGAAGAAGCUGAGAGAGUACGGCAUCAGGAACCGGGAUGAGGUCAGCUUCAUAAAGAAGCUUCGGAAGUAAGAUGUGGGCAGAGAGAGCAGAGAAUCCAGCCCUACCAAGACCAGACAGUGCAUUCAGCACCUUCCUGGAGGAAAAGGCUGUAACACUUCAAAGAGGAGCAAACUCCAUAGACUGGACAUUCUCACGUUUUUUACAGUUGCUGUUUGCGGUGUUUGCCUCUGAGCUGUAUGUGGAUUCAGGGAUUAAAGAGACCCUCUAGUUUUC
Corvus hawaiiensis (hawaiian crow) is the source of this 657-nucleotide messenger RNA. RefSeq names its product small nuclear ribonucleoprotein U11/U12 subunit 25 (gene SNRNP25). The coding region runs from base 1 to 453 and encodes 150 amino acids. Gene Ontology annotation, biological process: mRNA splicing, via spliceosome. Gene Ontology annotation, molecular function: protein binding. The transcript has 6 exons. NCBI's taxonomy places the organism in Eukaryota, Metazoa, Chordata, Aves, Passeriformes, Corvidae. Gene Ontology annotation, cellular component: U12-type spliceosomal complex. The record is from RefSeq and is a predicted model, not a curated record.